Staurois parvus is the source of this 282-nucleotide messenger RNA. The record is from the annotation of a GenBank genome assembly. Lineage: Eukaryota; Metazoa; Chordata; Amphibia; Anura; Ranidae.
CGAGUUUCCAAAUGGUCAGUCCGCCCCUGUACACACCUAUGCAUUUUCCACAGCGUUUUGCAUUUUGCAGAAACGCACUACAGUUCAUUAAAUGAUUUCCUAUGGGACACGUUCACAUCUCCAUGUUUUCACCCGGUGCGUUUUUUGGAAAGCGUCAAGGACUUUUUUAAAUGCAAAAAGUUACUUCAACGGAGACACUGCAGAAAAGCAUGUAGUGCAUUUUGCUGCUUUUUUUUAUGCGUUUUGCAUUUUAAUCUGCCUAGCAACAAGAAAACAAUGCAA